Mus caroli (Ryukyu mouse) is the source of this 1912-nucleotide messenger RNA. RefSeq names its product eukaryotic translation initiation factor 1A. Gene Ontology annotation, molecular function: translation initiation factor activity; RNA binding. The record is from RefSeq and is a predicted model, not a curated record. NCBI's taxonomy places the organism in Eukaryota, Metazoa, Chordata, Mammalia, Rodentia, Muridae. Gene Ontology annotation, biological process: translational initiation.
CGGGGCCAGUGCCGGGAAGUCGACGGAAAGGGGCGUGGCUGGCCGUUGCCUAGGAAGGGCGCGUCGUCUGUCUGCUCGUCCGGCUGUGACGGGAAGGGGGUCCCGCUGCAUUUUGGUCACUACUCCGGAGGAGACCACACCUUCCGGAGAACCAGGCCAGAAACCGAAGUACUAUUUUGUAGCUCUCAGAAGCCAGGACUCUGCAACACUGUUUGCUGCCUGUGGAUCUUCUAUAUUCACAGUGUCCCAGUUGCUUCUGAUCUACCACUGUUAGAUACUUCUGCCACCCAUCCUAAUAGUAUAGUUGUUCUUGGAAAGGAGUCUCAGCUGCUGUCAGCAGGAGUCCCUCAUUCGACUCCUGUGGUUGCCCUUUCCAUCAUGCCAAAGAAUAAAGGCAAAGGAGGCAAAAACAGGCGCAGAGGUAAAAAUGAAAAUGAAUCUGAGAAAAGAGAGUUGGUGUUUAAAGAGGAUGGGCAGGAGUAUGCUCAGGUGAUCAAAAUGCUGGGAAAUGGACGGUUGGAAGCAAUGUGCUUUGAUGGUGUGAGGAGGCUGUGCCACAUAAGAGGGAAGCUGAGAAAAAAGGUUUGGAUAAAUACCUCGGACAUUAUAUUGAUUGGUCUACGAGACUAUCAAGAUAACAAAGCUGAUGUAAUCUUAAAGUAUAACGCAGAUGAAGCAAGAAGUUUGAAGGCCUAUGGAGAACUUCCGGAACAUGCCAAAAUCAAUGAAACGGACACAUUUGGUCCUGGAGAUGAUGAUGAAAUCCAGUUUGACGAUAUUGGAGAUGAUGAUGAAGACAUUGAUGACAUCUAGCCUGACCUAACCAUGCUACCUUCCAAGUUCUCUGAAGAUAGCUCCACACACUGGCAUCUUGACCUUCAGCUGUUAAGUAAAACUUCAUGGCAUGUGUAUGACUUGUUAAUGCAAGCUGAUGAAUUUUAUUUUUUGAAGUACUAUAUUUCUUUGAAAACCAAAGAUGUUGAGUUAUCUUAAGUGACAUGUUAACACUUUGUGCUUUUGAAUAUAAUUGAGCCUAGGGCACAGCAGUGAGCACUGUUAAGAGACUGCCUUUCCAUUUGUAACUUCAUUCUGGCACGGGAGUGUUUUGUGUCAGCAGUUCUGCCAGGUGGCCAUCGUGGGCUGAAGUAAGUCCUAGUCCAGCACAUCUGCUUCAGGCCUUUGUACUCGAGUCAUCUGGCUGCGUUCCAGACUUCCCGGCGGACUUACAGAUGUGUAUGGCUGCACUUGGAGUCAGACAAGAUAUGGCUACUUUUGUACUUAUGGAGCCAUGCCAUUUUAUACUUUCAUGUUGUAUACAUUCAUUUGAUCCUUUAAGUUGUUGCCACCCAUAAAAAGGCAUCUUACAGUGCAGUUUUUAAAUUACAUGGGUAGCAAUUUAGAGUUUUAAAAAUUAGUCAUUGCAGAAAUUAAAUACUUAGAGGAGAUAAUCCAUUAUUUGACUUUAGGAAUAUAAUAGUUGACAAUGUUUAUAUAUAAUUUUACUUUUCUAAGGCAUACCCAAAAAUAGAAAAUGAAAAGGAGAAGUAUGUUGUGAUGCUUGCACUGCACAGAGAAAAUUUCCUAGAAACAGCUGUUAAUAACACAUAACAUAUUUUUUACUUUGCAAAGUAGCUUGUGUUAAGUCGUUUUCAAAAAGUUACCUACUGUUUUGAGGCUCUGGAUAAUUAAUUACUCUGUGUUGAUUAAAGUCAGUUACAUAAUUGUACAACCUAAGUUUUCCUUAAACUAAGCUUAGGUUAAAGUUGGAAGAGGAGCCACAGCUCAAUGAAAACAUGGCUCCUGUUUUCUAAAUGGAGGCGUCCAGAAACACAAUAAAACAUGUUGGUACAAAAAAUAUGUUCAUUGUAUCUCUAGUAUAUAACAAAAAUAAAUGACUGGGUGAUUUCUGGUA